GUCAUUAUAAUGUGUCUCCCGAGUACGAAAAUAGAAUAGGAAAGUUGACAAGAGAAAAUGAAAAGUAAAACACAAAGGGGCAAAGAGCUGUGAAGGAAUAAAUAGAGGUGUCUAGUUGCUAUUUAAUUCAAAUCUAUUCAUUCGUUCACUUGCCAUCUUCUCAAACUUUACAAGUAGCACACAGCACAACAAAAACCUAUUCACCUUACAAGAAAAAAACUUCAUUAUUUCUUCUUAGCUUGAUAAUUAGUUUCCACCGUGUUCAUAUCAACAAAAUAGCAGCAAUGCGGCCUCCUAGCCGCCGCGCCUGGUUUAUGUUAAUAUCUUUCGUUGUUAUUUCCCUUUUGUCCUUCCAGAUCUCAUCUGUUGUAGGACAAGAAGGUGGUGACAAUGAUAUUGAUUUAGAUGACAUUAAGGCCAAUGCUAGCAAGUUGAGUUUCGAAAACCCAAAGCUUCGCGAUGCCUACAUCGCGUUGCAAUCUUGGAAAGCAGCUAUGCUUUCUGAUCCUUUUAACUUCACAGCUAAUUGGACAGGACCAAAUGUUUGUUCCUAUGGCGGGGUAUUUUGUGCACCAUCAUUAACUGAUGAUUCUAUAAGAGUUGUCGCUGGCAUUGAUCUUAACCAUGCUGACAUUGCUGGUUCUUUAGUUCCUGAACUAGGUCUUCUUACAGAUCUAGUUCUUUUCCAUCUCAACUCGAAUCGAUUUUGCGGGGUCGUACCUAAAACCUUUAGCCAUUUGAAGCUUCUUAGGGAGCUUGAUUUGAGCAACAAUAGGUUUGUUGGUGGAUUCCCUAAGGUGGUUCUUUCGUUGCCUUCUUUGAAGUUCUUGGAUCUAAGGUUUAAUGACUUUGAAGGACCAGUUCCUUCUAAGCUUUUCGACAAAGAUUUGGAUGCAUUGUUCCUUAAUGACAACAGAUUCCGCUUUGGCAUCCCUGAGAACUUGGGUAACUCACCUGUUUCUGUUCUCGUGUUUGCCAACAACAAUCUUGGAGGAUGCAUUCCAGCCAGCAUUGGGAAAAUGGCCAACACUUUGAAUGAGCUAAUACUGAUGAAUGACAACCUUACUGGGUGUUUGCCACAGGAGAUUGGGAUGUUGAAGAAGCUGACAGUGUUUGAUGUUAGCUUCAACAAGAUUCAAGGUCCAUUGCCGUCAACAGUUAGCAGAAUGAGGAGUGUGGAACAACUCAAUGUGGCUCACAACAAGCUCACUGGUACUAUACCAGCCAGCAUUUGCCAACUUCCUAGGUUGCAAAACUUUACAUACUCUUUCAAUUACUUCACCGGGGAUGCCCCGGUUUGCGCUGCUACUAGAUCUGGAGAUGGCAAAGAAAACUGCAUCGCUGGAAAAAAGAAUCAAAGAUCUGCUAAGGAAUGCUCUUCUGAUGAUGCAAAACCAUAUGAUUGUAGGAAAUCAAAGUGUUUUAGCCAUUUUGCUACAUCUCCUACAACAAAGCCAAGACCAAAACCAACACAAAAACCUAAGAGACCACCUGUUCACAACAAACCACCAGCACCAAAGCCAUCUCGUCCAACAAGACCUGUUGUACCAAUUGAAUCUCCACCACCACCUUCUUCGAAAUCUUCGGGUUCGCAUAACAAGCAUUCUCCACCGCCACCUCAAUCAACUCCUCUGCCUCCACCACCACCACCACCACCUACCUACAAAAAGUCCCCAACCUAUCAACAUAGAAGUCCUCCACCACCUAUGCAUAAAAUUUCUCCAGUAACUCAUCAAUCACCUCCUCCUCCACCAUCACCUUUAUAUUACCGCCCAUCUCCAUCACCACCACCACCAGUUUAUCAUUCUCCAUCACCCCCAGUGUAUCACGAGCCACCUACGUAUACGCCUCAUUUACCACCACCCCCAGUGUAUCACGAGCCACCAAAAUAUACGCCUCAUUCACCACCACCCCCAGUGUAUCACGAGCCACCAACGUAUACGCCACAUUCACCACCACCACCACCAACAUAUGAACAUCCAAGAACUCCAUCACCACCACCACCACCACCACCACCACCGUCAUACGAACAUCCAAAAACUCCAUAUCCAUCACCACCACCAGGUGGAUACACUCCUGCCCCACCUACCCUACCUUGCAAUGAUCCACCUCCUCCACCUCCGACUUCACACUGGGAACCAAAACCAUCACCACCAUAUACCUAUUCAUCACCACCACCACCAUCACCUCCCCCUCCCACUUACCAUUACACAUCACCGCCACCACCAUCACCAUCACCUCCACCACCAACUUACUACUAUUCAUCACCCCCACCACCAUCGCCAUCACCGCCACCGCCAACAUACGAAAAUGUACCUCUUCCACCAGUUGUAGGAGUCUCCUAUGCAUCUCCACCACCACCAGUCAUUCCAUAUUACUGAACAAGGGUUAUCAAUUAGCCUCUUAGUUCAUUGUCUUUGAUUUUCGAAGAGCAAAAAAGAAUUCUUUUUUUUUUUUGAUGAAUUAUGUAUACUUUGUUAUUUAUUUUUGUAAUAUUUUUAUUUAUUUUGAGUUUGAUUAUAUAUUUAUGAUGAAAUCCCAUGGGCGGGAAUUAGUGAGGGGUUUAACGAGCAUUAUUGUUAUGCAAAAAGGGGUGGUUGUGUAUAACUACAAUCUUAAUGUUUCUUUUUGUAAAACUCAUUCAUUCAAUUAAUAAACAUCUUUCUAGACUUA
Molecule: messenger RNA, 2673 nt
Organism: Capsicum annuum
Lineage: Eukaryota; Viridiplantae; Streptophyta; Magnoliopsida; Solanales; Solanaceae
Product: leucine-rich repeat extensin-like protein 2
Exons: 1
Coding region: 285-2381 (698 amino acids)
Molecular function (GO): protein binding
Source: RefSeq, a predicted model, not a curated record